CUACAAAGGAACUAAAGCACUCUGGGAAGACAACACUCAACAGAUUGAAACAUGGCGAUGCACGUUCCUAAGGCACCGGGCUUUGCCCAAAUGUUAAAAGAAGGUGCUAAGCACUACAGUGGGCUAGAUGAAGCUGUUUACAGAAAUAUUGAUGCCUGCAAGGAACUAGCUGCAACUACUGCAUCAGCUUAUGGACCACUUGGCCAGAAUAAAAUGGUCAUCAACCACAUAGAGAAGCUGUUUGUGACAAAUGAUGCUGCCACUAUUUUACGUGAACUGGAAGUCCAGCAUCCUGCUGCAAAGAUGAUUGUGUUGGCAUGCCAACAGCAAGAACAGGAAGUUGGAGAUGGAACCAAUUUUGUCAUGGUUUUUACUGGGGCUUUAUUAGAACAUGCUGAAUCCUUACUGAGAAUGGGUUUAUCUGUUACUGAAGUCACAGAAGGUUAUGAGUUGGCCUGUAAAAAAGCUUUGGAUGUUCUUCCAAGUUUAGUCUGUGGUGAACUGAAGAAUCUACGAAUUAAGGAAGAUGUAUAUAAGACUAUCCGAACAUCAGUAAUGAGUAAACAGUAUGGAAAUGAAGAUUUUCUAGCUAAUCUUAUAACAGAUGCUUGUAUAUCAAUACUCUCAGGAAAAUCAACAUUUAAUGUAGAUAACAUCAGAGUCAGUAAGAUUUUGGGCUGUGGUAUCAACCAGUCUGAGGUAGUCCAAGGUAUGGUGUUUAAACGUUACGUUGAAGGCGAUGUUACCAAGGCAAACAACUGUAAAAUAGCUGUUUAUUCAUGUCCAUUAGACUCUCUACAAACUGAAACAAAGGGAACAGUCAUCAUCAAAUCUGCUGAUGAAUUAAUGAACUACAGUAAAGGUGAAGAAAAUCAAAUAGAGGCACAAAUAAAAUCCAUAUCCGAUGCUGGUUGCUCCGUAAUUGUUUCUGGUGGUAAAGUAGGAGAAUUAUGUCAACAUUACUGUAAUAAAUAUAAAAUAAUGGUUGUACGACUCAUGUCCAAGUGGGAUCUCAGGAGGCUGUGUCGAUCUGUAGGAGCAACACCUUUACCUAGAAUAACAGCACCAACAGCAACUGAGGCUGGUCACUGUGAUCGUGUAUAUGUAGAUGAAAUAGGUGACACUUCUGUUAUUAUCUUUAAACAAGACAAAGAAGAAAGUGCUAUAGCUACCAUAGUAAUUAGAGGUUCUACAGAUAAUAUUAUAGAUGAUGUAGAAAGAGCAGUAGAUGACGGCAUUAAUACAUUCAAAGCUCUUACUAAGAAUGGAAAACUCUUACCAGGAGCUGGAGCAACAGAAAUAGAACUGGCAAAACAAAUAACAACUUAUGGAGAGGGUGAACCAGGAUUAGAACAGUAUGCUAUUAAGAAGUUUGCUGAAUCUUUAGAAAAUUUACCAAGAGCUAUUGCUGAAAAUGCAGGAGCUAAGGCAACUGAAGUAUUAUCUAGAUUAUAUGCUGCUCACCAUGAAGGAAAGAAAAAUGCUGGCCUUGAUAUUGAGACACAAGGUGUUGGUAUCAAGGAUUCUACAGAGAUGAAACUGGUAGAUUUAUACCUCAAUAAGUACUGGGGAUUAAAGUUUGCAACACAAGCAGCAUGUACUAUCCUAACAGUAGAUCAGAUUAUAAUGGCUAAAGCUGCUGGAGGACCUAAACCAAAGGAGAACAAGGAUUGGGAUGAGGAUUAAUCGGAUUACAAGAUUUAGCGUGGUGUUCCUAAUUAUGUGUCUCGCUUUCAGAACAAAUUUAAAUUAUUCAAAGACGGAAGGAAAUAGCAGAUGUGUUCAGUUUUCAUUUCAAAUCAUCAGAUCUGUAAAAACUAUUACAAUAUUGACAUUACCAUGAAACUAUUUCAUUUUGUCUGAAUAUCAUGUAAUUAUUCAUCAUUUAAUGAAUAUUACAUGCUUCAAUAUUUCUCUUUGUGGGCAUUUAUCUUUUGCUCAUUUUUGUUUUUCAUGUUUUUGUCUAUUGUGAAAAAAAUAUCUGAAUGGGUGGAAAUAUAUUUUCUAGCAGUUGAUUAAAGUAGAAUUUAUCAAGAACGAUCUAAUCAAAGCAAGAAAAUAUAUCAUGAGAAUAAUGGUAAUACUGUACUCGUACCUUAUGCAUUUCCACUUUAAAUUUUAUUUUUCUGUUUCAAUAGUGCUUACAUGAUUCAUUAAGAGCAAUGUUCUGUUUAACAUCUGCAUAUUUGUUUUGUUUUGAAUGAUUUCAUAAAUCCCUUUUUUUUUUAUGUCUAAAGUGUCAUUUUGUAAAUUAUUUAUAACAAAAAUAAAAAUUAUACACAUUA
Molecule: messenger RNA, 2285 nt
Organism: Mytilus trossulus (common blue mussel)
Lineage: Eukaryota; Metazoa; Mollusca; Bivalvia; Mytilida; Mytilidae
Product: T-complex protein 1 subunit theta-like
Exons: 16
Coding region: 52-1686 (544 amino acids)
Biological process (GO): protein folding
Cellular component (GO): chaperonin-containing T-complex
Molecular function (GO): ATP-dependent protein folding chaperone; ATP binding; ATP hydrolysis activity
Source: RefSeq, a predicted model, not a curated record